UUCUUGUUGCUGCUUUCAGUGAUGGCAUUUCCUGAUCUGAGAGCUGAGCUGACCUGCUCUAUCUGUAAGGACAUUUAUACCAAUCCUGUAACCCUGACAUGUGGACAUAGCUUCUGCCAUGUCUGUGUCACAAGAACAUGGGAGAACCAGGAGGAGAGAGAAUAUUCCUGUCCUGAAUGCAGACAUGGGUUUAGGGUAAGACCUGAGCUUAAAAGAACCCUGAGAAUGUGUAACAUGGCGGAGAGUUUCCGAUCUACUCACCCAGAGCAGGAGGAGGUUGGGAUCCUCUGUACUUACUGUAUUCAGUCUCCUGUACCUGCUGCUAAAACAUGUCUGAUGUGUGAAGCUUCUCUGUGUGAAACCCACCUGGAGGUCCACAGCAAGUCAGCAGAACAUGUCCUAACAGAACCCACCACUUCACUGGGGAACAGAAAAUGCUCCGUCCACAAGAAGGUCCUGGAGUAUUACUGCUCUGAGGAUGCUGCCUGUAUCUGUGUGUCCUGCAGUCUGGCCGGAGAGCACAGAGGACACCAGGUGGAGACUCUGAAUGAGGCCUCUGAGAAGAAGAUGGAGAAAAUGAGAAAUAUUCUGCAGAAACUGACCUCAAAGAGAGAGGAGGCUGAGAAAAGAGUACAGAGCCUGCAGGAGCUCAGGAGAGAAGUGCACAAAAGAGCAGCUGGGGUAACAGAGGAAGUUACUGACCUGAUUAGGGGCAUCUUGAAACAGCUGGAAGCUGUAGAGAAACAAGUCCUGAGUAAGAUCUCCAGGCAGGAAGAGCAGGUCUUACUCAGAGUCUCAGAUCUAAUCCAGCAGCUGGAAAUAAUGAAAGAGGAUCUGUCCAAGAAGAUGAGUCACAUUGAGGAGCUGUGUAACAUGACGGACCCAUUAACUGUUUUACAAGAAUGGAAAUCAGACAGCGCUGACUAUUGUGAUACGGAGGAGGGAGAUAAUAAGGACAGAGAGAGAGAUGAUAAAAAGGUCCAUGCUAUAGGAGAUCUGGAUGUGGGUCUGAUCUCAGUGACUUUACACUCAGGCUUAGCUGGGAUUGUGACCGGAGUAAAGAGACCGCUCCAUGUAACGGCUAAUAUAUUACGGGGGGUUAACACGACUUCAGAGAUGUUACUGGAUAUAAACAAGGGUUCAGACAUGUUACUGGAUGUAAACACAGCUGGUAAUCAUGUAACUGUAUCAGGUCAUAUGAAAACUGUAUUCUGGUCAAGAAUAAACCAGAAACGCCCAGAAACACCAGUGAGAUUUCUACAUAAUCAGGUUUUAAGCUUCAGUAGUUUCUCCUCAGGGCGACAUUACUGGGAAGUGGAGAGCAGUAAAUUAGGGGAAUGGAAGGUAGGGAUGGCCUAUCCCAGUAUAGUCAGGAAAGGGCGUCAGUCAGUGAUUGGAUUUAAUAACAAGUCCUGGGGCAUGGGAAGGUUAAAUAAUCAGUAUUCUGUGAUGCAUGACAGUCAUAGAAUCCAAUUACCUCACCGCCCUUCCAGCAGGAGAUUCGGGAUAUUCCUGGACUACAAGGUCGGGCGGCUGUCCUUUUAUGAUCUGUGUGACCCCAUCAGACACUUACACACCUUCACUGCCACCUUCACUGAGCCGCUUCAUGCUGUAUUCUGGGUAUUUGGGGGUAAUGCCUGGCUGAGUAUUUAA
Pelobates fuscus (common spadefoot toad) is the source of this 1653-nucleotide messenger RNA. Its product is annotated as E3 ubiquitin-protein ligase TRIM39-like. Gene Ontology annotation, molecular function: zinc ion binding; protein binding. The coding region runs from base 22 to 1653 and encodes 543 amino acids. Lineage: Eukaryota; Metazoa; Chordata; Amphibia; Anura; Pelobatidae. The transcript has a single exon. The record is from RefSeq and is a predicted model, not a curated record.